Molecule: messenger RNA, 447 nt
Organism: Rhopalosiphum maidis (corn leaf aphid)
Lineage: Eukaryota; Metazoa; Arthropoda; Insecta; Hemiptera; Aphididae
Product: cell wall protein DAN4-like
Exons: 3
Coding region: 1-447 (148 amino acids)
Source: RefSeq, a predicted model, not a curated record
AUGGCUAAAUUUGUUCUCGCGGUUAUAGUAGUCAUAUUACUUAGGUCGACCACAAAAGCCGGUCUUCCUCAACGUGAUGAACCAAUGACUAUCGUUGUAGAUUUGGACAACAGUUACCCGAGAGACGAAAUAAAAUAUUUACAAGAAAAUGACGAUUUAAUAGAUAUGCCAAAGGAUGAGCCGUUUGUGAACGACGCUUUGGUGAGGACUAUGCCGGAAGAGCAUAAUAUGAUGAGGAGCACCACCGAAACUCCUUCCGUACCAACGAACGAUGACCAGGCGACAAAAUCCUCGACUAUGACCACGACAAUGAAUACAAGGACAACGACGAGUACAACAAAUUCGACUACCGUCACGUCUACAUCGACGCCGACGACGAUGUCUUCAACAACCACAAUUGCGUUGACGACUUCGUCUACGUCAACAAUGUCUGGCACUAGACAUUAA